Messenger RNA from Thecamonas trahens ATCC 50062, 8956 nucleotides. RefSeq lists its product as uncharacterized. The coding region runs from base 1 to 8934 and encodes 2977 amino acids. The transcript has a single exon. Gene Ontology annotation, molecular function: protein binding. The record is from RefSeq and is a predicted model, not a curated record. Lineage: Eukaryota; Apusomonadida; Apusomonadidae.
AUGUGCACCAUUCUCUCACAGAUGGGCGAGCACGACUCGGCGCUCUCGCACGCACAGGCUGCACUGGGCUGCAUCCAACGGGCCUACGAGGCCUUUUCCCCACUCGACAUUACCGCCCGUGCUGGCUGGGACGCGUUUGCGGCCGACAUGGAUCCGACGCGAUGGCUGCCGGCGACAGCACCGCCGUCGAACGCGUCGACGCUCAACGUGGCCGCCAUCGCUCUCUACAACAUCGGGGUCGAGUACGAGUACCUUGGCCGACUCGAGGCUGCGCAGUCGUCUUACGCGCUUGGAGCUGCACUUGCGCGGCAUCCCUUUGGUAUCAAGGCACCGGUGCUCGAUCAGCUACAGAGUGCGCUGGAGGAUGUCAAGGCAACGGCGGCAGCAGCAGCGGCCGCGCGGCGUGUCCGAGCUCACUCGGGCCUCUCGUCACGGCGGGGAAUGCGAAACACUGCGCGGCCGUCGUCAGCGGCGUCGUCACUGUCAUCGACCUCGACGCGUCCGUCUUCCUCGGCACGCGCAGCACGUGCGCGGCGGCCAACGUCGGCCACGCGGACGCCGAAGCCACUGCUGCACAACCCGCUACAGAUGAAUGCCCAGGCCAACGCGGCGGCUCCGUCGCCGUACAAGGUUGACCUGGUCCGCGAGUACCAGGCCGCCGUGGAGCGACCGCGAUCACGGUCGGCUGCGCGGGGUGAUGACUCACGCCCGCUGGGCUACUCGCGACCAGCAAGUCACGAGGCCAACGAUCGGCGCUCGAGCUCGCAGGCAAGGGCGAGGCCGAGACCACAUUCGCGACCGCGGCCGGCGGCACGCCUCGACCCGAUCCGACCGGCAACACAGCCGGUUUCGCCGAGUGUUCUCCACGAUGACGAGCUCUCGCCGCGGUCUCGUGCGAUGCUGGAGCGGGCGAUGGCGCUGUCAACCGACUCGGACGAUGAGACGACACGAUCGGCGGCGUCGCGGAUGACACUUGAGGGAUACUCGGCGUGGUGCGAGCGGUAUGCUGACCAGAUCCAGGCCUCGCUGGCCAACGGCAAACCCGAGAGUGAUGACGGCGACUCGGUCAUGUCGGGUGCGUUUUCGUUCUUACCGGAAGAUGUGCUCGUUGCCUCGCACAACUCGGAACGGCCGAUUGUGUUCUCGAUUGCUCGCUCGGGUGCUCCCUACAACUUUCUGGCAACACCUGCUCGAUCGAGUGGUCACGACGAGAAGAGCCGGGAGAGCGGCUCUGAUGCCAAGCCGUUGUCAUCAUCAGCCGAGGCGUCGGGGCGGGGCGCCAAGCCCAAGAGCAUCAUGAAGCGGACCAAGUCCAGGAGCGGUAGCAAGCGCAAGGGACAACCAGCCUUUGACCGAAAGCACUCGCGGACGACAUCGUUUGCACCGUCGACCGGGACCGAGGUGCUCGACUCUGGACGGACACCGCACGUCAUCAAGCGGCACUUUCUGUCGAUCUCGGACUUUGUGCCACCCGCGGUGAUGCGGCAAGACCAGAUGCGGCAAAAGAAGGAAGAGCAUGAGCAGCUGAACGAACAGAGCCGGAUGGAGGAGCUGGUAUCGUCGGCCACACUCGAGCUUCACAUCCUGUACAUGCAGUGCCGCGACCUGAUGCCGCGGUCGGGGACGCAGACAAGCACAUCGCCGCUCCUCCUCCUCACCGUGUCGGAAGACCGGGUCCGUGAUGAGACCGAGGUCCGCAAGGGCACGCUUGACCCGAUGUGGCCAGAGCCGCGGGUGUACACCCGCAUCUCACCCAAGGAUACACUCAGUAUCGAGGUUGUCGACUGGGACGCGGCCGACGAGGCGUCGAUGUCGCUGGGUGUGAUCUCGCUGGCCAUGUCGGACAUUGAGACCGACGUCCAGCACGACCUCUGGCUCCCGCUUGUUGGCUCCGAGACCGGGCUCCUUCACAUUGUGCUCGCGCUCACGACGCCUGACGCACCGGCGUCGGUCCUCUCACGCGAUAAGCUCACUGCCAAUUUUAACGUCAAGGCCGAUCCGGUGCCCAUCGACAUUUGCCUUGUCGGCGCCAAGGCGCUCGACCCGGACGGGCGUGUUGCUGCGGCCGUCGCCUCGCACACCCAGGCGGUGUGGCGUGACUCUGAGGCUAGCGAGGAGGGAGACAAGACCAUGACUCGGCAGGCAUCUCUCUCAACCAUGUCUGUUGGCUCGCCGGAGCUGCAGGCAGUGGUCAAGGGCUUGGCGGCUACCAUCAACCCUUCUGUCGAGCUCAUUCUGGCCAACCAGAUCUUCUGCACGCCGACGGCGAGCAAGACGGUUGCGCCGACGUGGAACACCAAAUUCCUCUCGGACAACGUGCCGCCGACCGAGAAGAUCGAGAUCAACUGCUACAACUGGCAGACAGUCAAGGAGGGCCCACGCGCUGGCUCCAUUGAGCCUGUACUCUUUGGCCACGCCUUUGUGGCGCUACAGCAGCUGAAGCGCAACACGGUCAACGAUAUCUGGGUUCCUGUUAUGACCCCGAUGCGCGGCUCGUCAUCAUCGUCGGGCGUUCGCGGUGAGGUCCGGCUGCAGAUCACGUUUCCGCGGACAGCCUCGCUCUCGGCCGCGCUCACAUCGGGUGGCUCGGGCGACAAUAUGUUUGCGACUAACAAGACUCAUGUGCUCUCUGCGUCGUCGCACGAUCUGGUGGCGGCACGAAUCCAAGCCCAGGUCCUGAUGCGCGAUGGCGCAGCGCCGCAGCGGCGAAGUGACGGCGGCUCGGGCACCGAGUCGGGCUUCCAGCCACCGACACGAGUGGCGUUCAAGUCUGUGCCGAACUUUAACAGGCUCGGCCGGCGAAAGGGAAGCAAGGCACUUGCCCGCGAGGAGGAGCAGCGGCAGCAGAUCCUUCUCAAGCAGCAGGAGGAGCGCAAGCGCCAGGCCACCAAAGCUCGCGCCAAGCGCAUGGCGGCGGUCCUGGUUAUGCAGGCGCACUUGCGCGGCAUGGCUGCGCGGAGCAAGAUGUAUGCGCUCGGCAGCCGCGAGACCAACCGCUCCGAAUCUAGCGAGUGGUCGGGCGAGUGGUCGUACGAGGAGGUCUCUAUUGACAAUUGGACGCCGAUGGCCGAACUCUCGGACUCGGCCUCGCUCUCGUCGUCGUCGUUUUUGUCAGACGCACCGGUUGCAGGCGCGGACUUGUCGGGCUCGUACUCGGAAAGUGGAAGCGCCAGCGGAAGCGCCAGCGGAAGCGCCAGCGAGAGCAAGGGCGAGAGUCAGAGCGGAUCCGAGGCUGCCUCGGCACUAGGCUCCAAGUCUGCCGUGCUUCCGAGCCGACCUGGCGCACCCGCACCACAUGCAGUCUCACCGCUUGAUGCUGAGGAGGCUGCGGCGACUCGGAUUCAGGCGUCGUGGAGGGGCCACCGCGGGCGGAAACAAGCGCGGGCGCGACGGCUAGUUGGAGGCGGCAAGCAGAGCGCGGGCACAGGCUCAAACGCGGGUUCGGGCCUCCGCCUCGACGUCGGCGCGGGCAAUGCGUCGGCCGAAGAGCAGGCUGCGGCACUGGCCAUCCAGGCGCGGUAUCGCGGGUUUAAGGCGCGGCAGCGGACACGCGCGGCGCGACUCGAUGUUCCUGUCGACGGAUUUGGACCGGUGUCUGCGCCAGGGAGUGGACUCAUCUGUGCUGUCGUUGUCUCGUAUCCGCCGCUGCCGGCGGAGCAGCUCGUCGAAUACGCAUCGUUUGCCGUUGAGUACGAGCGCAUUGUCCGUCACGCGCUCGCGCUGCACGUCCCUGGCUUCCUGGUCACCGACUGGAACGAGGCCGUGGGCCUCUUUGCUUCGCCAUGGGCCGGCGUUGCGGCUGGUGCCGAAAUUGCUGCGCAGCUCCGCGAGGCGUCGAUUGAUCUCGAGCUCAUCGAGCCAUUGAUGGCGAGCGUAGGCGUGUAUUGGGGCGACAAGGCGUUUUUCGCCGACACCACGCUUCCAGGAGUCACACGGUUUUUCGGCCGUGGCCCACUUGUGCACGGACCCGGCAUGGUUGCGGCGAGGCAGCUGGCCGGCGUGGCAGAGCUUGGGCAAGUUGUUGUGUCAGGCAGCGUCGUUGCAGCGUACCGCGACGCGAUCGACCGUCAGCCGACAGCAGAGCUCGCGCGCGAGCACCCGUUCCUGGCGACGAGUCCCGAAUUUGAGGAGAAGCAGUCUGCGCUGCUGGGUGCCGAGAGCGCGAGCUAUGGCGUUCUGCUCUCGAUUCCGGACAAGGUGCGACCCGAGACCCAGCUGGGCAUUCCACAGUCACCGGCGCCGAGCUCGGGGACGGGCGAGCUCGCGAGCUUGCGGAUGGUGAGCUCACGAUGGGUUGCGGCGGGAUCGGACGCUCGCGAGCGGGCCCGGGCCAAAGCGCGGUGGGCGGCGACACCGUUUGUGUGUGAGGAGACGUUUGCAGUUUGUGUCGGCGUCGACACAGACAAGCUGGUGAGCUCUGCGUCGCCGACAGUGGCCAGUGAUGCGUGGCAUGUGCUCUCGUCACAGGUCCAGUCGACGCUCGUGGCUGCCGGCGGGUCGCUCAUCCGGCCGACGACGGCGGUGUUUGCUACUGCCGAGGCCGCAGUCUCUGCAGGCUGGCAAGUCGGUCAUUUGUUUGAUGAGAUGGUGCGCGCGAUUGAGUUGCAUGGUGCAGGCGAGGCGAGCCCAGGCGCCGAGACGAGCGACUCGAGCUCUGCGCUCCAGCGGAUGCACGACUCGCUAGCGAGAGCAGUGAGCAAGGCGAACACGAUGUCAGCGCGGUCAGGUGCCGGGGCCAAGGCGCUGCUCGACGCGACAUGCGCGGUGGGUGUGGUUUCUGGCUCGACGGUGAGGGCGGCGUCGGCCGGUCUUGUGUGGGGUCCGGCAGUAUGGAUGGCGUGUGCAGUGGCGCAUCACCACCCGCGCAAGGAGAUCAGGGAUCGGAUCGAGUGGCAAGUACCUGUUGUGCUCGGCGCUCAAGUCGCCGCGAGAGUGGGCAAGGCCGCCACCGACGCGCUCUCUGUCUUUGCUCCGCUGGCACUCGUCGAGGAUACGCUGCUCGGUGGAGUGGUUCACACCACGGUUGUACCGGAAGAGGUGUCGCUUGUGGCAAUGGACCCAGCACUAGGCAGCGGAACAGGCGAGGUGAAUCUGCAAGUUGCACUUGUCAAUGGCUCACUCAAGGGAGCCAAGGAAGAAGUUGUGCAGAUGGGCAACGCAGUUUUUCUGGCCUCACCGCACACGGUCGUCUUUGCCGUCUUACACUCUGACGCACGGCUGGGCAACAAGUCCCGGGUGGUUCUGCACGCGGCGCAGGUGGUCAAGAUGCGUGAAAUUCUCGGCCCGGUGUGGGCAGCCUACGACUCGACGGCUGCGCUUGAGAACGAGCGGCUUUCGAUGGCGGUGUUCUCGUCGCCUCCGCUGGCGCUUGCCGCAGCGCUGGAGGCGUCCAAGCUGGUCUCGCAGUUCAACCUCAAGACCCGUAAGGCGGACGACUUUGAGCUUGUGGUCGGCAUUGGGGUUGCCGCGGGCGAGGGGUUGGUCUGCUCGUUUGACGAGGUGCUAGUCGCGGGAACACCCGCCGCGUGUGCAUCGCUCCUGGCCGGUGCGUCCAACGGCGAAGUACUUGUGGCCGGCAACGUGCCGGGACUUGUGGCCAAGGCACUGCCACGGAUCACAUUCCGCGAGCAGCAGCGAGUAAUCCAGGCCUCGACCGGGCGCGUGAUGGCAAAUAGCGAUGCGACCAGCGUGGCUGCCAACGAUGCGAUUGCCAUGUUCGCGGCUACGGGAACACUCAAGCGGUACCGGACGUCGCUCGGCGGACCGGUGGCAGGGCGGUCGAGCUCACUGACGGCGGUGGCGGUCCGCGGCGGCAAGCCGUACCUCGAGCUCGUUGAGGUUGUGAGCAGGCGGAUGCCGACGCCCAAGUCGGGAGCACCGACAGCCGACGAGGUGCGUGGGGUGGAGAAGAACGUGUGGGGGACGUACGGCUGCAAGGCGGUGUUUGUUGCGGUGGCGCUGUCGAUGCCCGCCGCGUUCCACGGACGUGACCGCGUGCGGGCCCGGUUCCAGGUAAUGGAUAGCGUGAGCGGCGUUGAGGCGGCGGGCGAAGCAAUCGGCGUGCUUGCCGGCGGCGGACCACACUCGCGGAGCGCGGGCCCUGUCUUUGUCUUUGGCGAUGAGAGGGUUGCGCUCCGUUUCGCGGUUGGCGCCGCAGAAGUGCUGCGCCGGGCUUCGAUUCCGUGCGAUGGCCAAGUCGGCUCGGUCGUGGUCAGCUCCGGACGAGUGCUGGAGGUGCCGUCUCCGGUGGAUCCGUCCCUGCGCGAGUGGAUUGGCGAGCCACUGCAGGUUGUGCGCGAGCUUGCAGGCGACUGUGUCGCGCGCAACCGUGUCGGGGUGUGGUUGACACCCGAGGUUGCGGCUGCGUUGAUGCCCGAGGGCGCUUCUGGCGCCGACGGCGUGUUCAUUUCGCUUGUGGCGGCUGAGGGCGGCGAGGCGUCGGGUGUCGAGGUGGUUCGUCUGGAGGCUGGCGAGAAGGUCAUGGUUCUGCAGCGUGAAUUAUCGCUGGUGAGCGUGGUAGCAGAUGCGGACAGUAUGGCCGAGCGCGGUGGAGCGUCUGUGACGCUGGGGCGAACGCCGUCGACUGGGCUGGAGGGCAAUGGUAGUGAUGGCGACGACAGCGACGGUGACGACCACGAGCUCAAGACCGUGCUUGUGCUGGAUAUGACCGGGUUCAUGGAGUAUGAGGAGCGGGCGGCCGGUGGCGUACUGGGCUUUGCGGCGCGCAUCGUGCAGAUGCGGUGGCUGGUGCAGCCGUUGCUGACGUUGUACGGAGCCGAGCUUGUUGUUGCGGACGAGGACAACGUGUUUGCAGUGUUUGGCGAGUCGCAUCGGGCUGUGGCGGCUGCGUUGGAGAUUGUGCGUCUGGUGGCGAUGUUCAACGCGCAAGAGGGCGUGGCGAGCGACCCGAGCCGGAAGGCACAGUUCAAGGGCAUCGGCGUGGCCAGCGGCGAGGCUGUGGUUUACGAUGAGUUCCGGUCCCGGCUUUACGGAAGGGCCGCCGAGGUGGCGUUCCACCUUGCGGAGCGGGUGGCACACAACGGAGCAGUACUGCUCACAGCCGAGGUCCAGAGCGUUGUACAGAGCGCGACCGCGCUUGGCAAGGUCAACUACCUGGCGCAGACGACGGCGUACGACGGUGCAGCGCUCAAGUACUUUGUGGCCAAGGGCGGGCUGCUCAAGUACUCGGGCUCACUGAGCAAGGCGCUUGGAAGCGGGAGCGACGUAGCGGGCUCGUUUGCCGAGUAUGUUGCAGCGCGGAGCAAGGCCGGAUCAAGUGAUGCACGCGCGGGUCUGGAUGCUAGAGCGCGGGCUACGUUUGUGCGACGUGGGUGCGUGCUCGCACUGUCGAUGGACCGGCCAGCGCUUGUGAGCUCCAAGGGCGUGUUUCGGUCGAUUCGUGAGCUGCACGAGGUGUCUGUGGCGCUGGCGGCGAUUGCGAGCAAGGUGGAGGCGGGCGUUCAUCAUGUGGCGCAGUUCCUUUGGCUGUUUGAGAGCCCGGCCAGCGCGGCAAGUGCUGCACUUGCGAUGCACAAGAAGCUGGAUAACGAGUUGUGCUCGGCACAUGGGAUUCGUGUCCGCGGCAUAGGCAUCGACGCAGGUGAGGUCCUGUUGUCUGUGAACGACGGCAUGGCGUGGUCGCGUACGGUGAACGUGGCGCGCAAACUCGCGCGCGAAGCGUGCGCCGGGCUGGACGCUUGUCUGGCGGUGACGCGUGGCGCAUUCGAGGCGGCACGAACGACGUUUGGCGAUGUUGCCCUCGUCGAGGCACCAGUGACGGUUCUCGGGGAGGAGAUGGAGGUUUUCUACCUUCGGAGCGCCCAGGCUUCGGCUGCGGCUGGGAUUGAGUCGGUGGUGAGCGGAAGCAACGACGGGUUUGGCGUUGUAGCUGUGGACCUCGGCCUGCUAUGCGAAGGUGGGAAGCUCGACGUGGCGCAUGCGGUCUCUGUGCUUGCGAUGGCACAGGAGUCUGUGGCGCGGGUGGCGAAUGCGUACCAGACUCGCGCCGACUGGUGUGGAUCGCGGGGCGUGGUGGUUGUGCCCGCGGCCGACGGCGAGCUGUACGACCAGACGUGCGUGGCGGUGGCGUGCGAGAUUGUGCGUGCGCUUGAGGCUGUGAGCGAGCAUGUGAACAAGCCAUCGCUUCUGGUGCGCGGGGCCGGCGUGGGUGCUGUUGUUUCGCCAAACAUGGUGUGGGUCCAUGGCAGCGCUGGCGGCGGGGCUGUAGAGCGCGCGUGGCGACUCGGUCGCCUCGCGUCGCAGACCGGCGGCGGAGUGGCUGUGGAUGCGGCGUUGGCGGCCAUGGUCGAGCGCGAAAGCAAGCUCUCGACAUCCGGGUUUGGCGAGCUUCAGCUGGCGCCGAUGGGCGACGACGCAGUCCGAGUCUCGGGCGUGCUCGACCAGUACCGGGCGGGGCUCCCCGAAGAGGCACUGUUUGCCGGAUAUGCAGGUGAUGUGGGGGCGCUGCGGGAGCUCUCGCUGCGGGAUCUCGCGCUGCUGCGGUACCGCAAGGGCGUCGAUGUCCGGGCGCUCGACCGGGUCAUCCGGGCUGGGUUUGUGGCGUCGGGCGUGAUUGUGGACGCGGUCGCUGCUGUGGGGAGCGACGAUGGUUCAGCCGGGGAGGUCUCGCGACUUCGGGCGUGGGAGGAGGACGUGUUGACGCGGACGCCAUCGCGGAAGGGCGAGCGGCUUGUGGUGAGCGGACCAGGCAAGGCGCUGUGGAUCACUCACACUGAAGAUGCCGGACACGAGCUCCUCGCACGUCUGGAGACACGAGUCUCGAUGUAUGACGGGCACGGCCCGCAGUUUGAUCUCGGUCCGUUUGAGCGUGUAUCGUCGCCGAUUGUGAUGGCAACGAAGCGCGGGGUUGCGGUUGGCGUGUGGCGCGGCUCUGUCGUGGUCGGCGAUGGCCUUUGUCUCGUCCGCGAGCGCUGAAUGAAGACGUGUACUUGUGGAA